This is a messenger RNA of Spathaspora passalidarum NRRL Y-27907, 687 nucleotides long. RefSeq lists its product as uncharacterized. The record is from RefSeq and is a predicted model, not a curated record. Lineage: Eukaryota; Fungi; Ascomycota; Pichiomycetes; Serinales; Debaryomycetaceae. Gene Ontology annotation, biological process: response to oxidative stress; mitochondrial respiratory chain complex I assembly. Gene Ontology annotation, cellular component: membrane. The transcript has a single exon. The coding region runs from base 28 to 447 and encodes 139 amino acids.
AGAAUAUUGCUCUUCCUACACAAGACAAUGUCCACAUCUAUCGUUCGUACUAUAAAGAACAUUUACCGUUCUGGUAUAAAGAGAGCCGCUUGGCAAAUUCAACACCACAAUGAUACCAAGAGUGGUUGGUUAGUUGGUGUGGAUGAUUUCGGUAACAAGUAUUAUGAAACUGAUGCUCCAGAAGAAAUCCAUAUGAGAACCAGAUGGGUUGAAUAUAAUCAAUGGAACUUUGAUAUGUCCCAAGUUGAACCAGGUUGGCAUUACUGGUUGGGUUACGGUACCAACACCCCACCUAACAGAUUACCUGCAGACCAAAUAGCUCCAAGAGCCUAUCCACUUUCCGUACACAAACCAAACUACACCAAUAAAGCAGGUGCUUAUGUUCCUUACAACACUGCUAAACCUAAGUUCUCUUCUUGGGCUCCUGAAGUAAAAGAAAGAGUUUAGAGAGGGGACGGUGUUACGAGAGGUGUAUGUAUUUUUAGGAAGGCAUUCUUUUGCAUUUUGAUGAGACUAGAUUCAAUCUAGCUUCAACAAUUAAUUGAGUUUGGGAUAGUGUCAAUGAGAUAUACAAAAAAGCACAAGUUAUUGUGCUAUUCCUAAACCAGAAUAGUCAAUUUUUGUUGGCACGAAAUUUUUUUAUAUCUAUAUAUAUUUAUACGUUUUACAGAAUAUAAUCAUAUUUUC